AUGGCGGCCGGCGGCGGGGCCCCGUGGGCGGAGCGGGCCCGGGUGGUGGGGACACAGAUCCGCAACAGGUUCCGCGUGGCGCCCGUGGAUCGCCGGUGGCUGUGGCGCCGGCCUGACGGCCGCGUCGCCACCGAGGCGGUCCGGCGCUGGUCGGAUCGCGUUCGGACCCUGCUGCAGAGAGACCGGGCCGCGGAUCAGAGCUCCACCUCGACGGAGACGACUAUUGGGGCGGCGGCGAAGCCCUCGUCCAGUGCUUUGAGAUUCUACAGGAAGAAAGUGGGCAAAGAGGUUGAUGGUAUUGAAGACUCUGUUAUUUUCCGUUCAUUCCAAGCAUUGGCUGUUCCUCUUAUUGGCAAUGCCUGCUAUGUUUUUAUGCAUGGCCUUAAUUCCGUCCAGAUUUAUGGUGCAGAGAAGCUUCAUCAGGCAUUACAAGAGAGACCUAAAGGCAAACCGCUUCUAACGGUCAGCAAUCAUGUGGCAGCAAUGGAUGACCCAUUUGUAAUUGCCUCCCUUCUCCCACCAUCUGUUAUGUUGGAAGCGCAAAAGCUGAGAUGGACACUAUGUGCGACUGAUCGUUGCUUUACAAAUCCAGUUCUGUCUACAUUCUUCAGGUCUGUUAAGGUGUUACCUGUUUCUCGCGGUGAUGGUAUCUACCAAAAGGGAAUGGAUAUGGCUCUUUCAAAGCUGAACAGUGGUGGAUGGGUUCAUAUAUUUCCAGAAGGAAGUCGUUCAAGGGAUGGAGGGAAAACUAUUGCUCCCUCAAAGAGAGGUGUUGGAAGAUUGGUUAUGGAUGCUGACAGCCUUCCAGUUGUAAUACCCUUUGUCCAUACUGGGAUGCAGGAUAUAAUGCCUGUUGGAAAACGUAUCCCAAGAGCAGGGAAACAGGUGAUUGUGAUUGUGGGUGACCCAAUCAACUUCGAUGACCUGAUUAUUGACAACAGCGAUGACACUCAACAUCUCUCUAGAGGUAUCUUGUAUGAUAAAGCAACACAAAGAAUUGGGCAGCGGUUGCAGGAACUGAAGGUUGAAGUUGACAGACUUGCAUCAGAGCAGCAAUCUGAGCUCCAAAAUCAUCACAUACAAAAUGUGAGCGAUGAUGGAUUCAGGCUGUGGCAGCAGGUUGAUUGGGAAGGAUUUGGCAUAGGGAGUUCCAUGUUACCAUCAGAACCUUCAUUUGUCCAGAAGCAAUCAAAGGAAGCUGAGCCCGAACCACCCCUGGAAGUGGAACAGAGCCUUUCUCCAGCCCCAAGUGCAGCGAUCUCAUUCAAUGUUCCACACUGGUUCCAGCGUCACGUGGAUCCUUCUGAGCUCAUGGGGUUUGCUGCGCGUGGCCUGAUCAAGAAUGGGAAAUUCUUAGAGGAAUGUUACAGGGAACUCCAAGAACCAGCUACACUGAACAGCUGGUGGCGGUCUCAGGCUUGCAAUGCUGUGCCAAGAUGGAGCACUGCCUGACUCAGACCGCACUCCCCCUCCCUUUGUACAUAAAUCUCAGACAAUUUUGACAGAUUCCAUUUUCUCUCCUUCAUAGAAUUCUGAAAGUUGGGGCUUGGGUGAUGACUGUCGGCUCCAUACAAUACAAUGUCUUACAGAGGUUGUAGGUGUUAUUUGGGUUUUGGGCAGACUAUACUUUUUUAUGUAAUGUGAAUGCCAUCUUCCAUCUACUCGAUGAAAAUGGUUCAAAUGCACAGCUAUGGAAUCUCAAGUUUCAAUAUUACAUUUCUGAUCAUUUACCGGAAA
This is a messenger RNA of Panicum hallii, 1737 nucleotides long. RefSeq lists its product as uncharacterized. Gene Ontology annotation, biological process: phospholipid metabolic process. The coding region runs from base 1 to 1452 and encodes 483 amino acids. The transcript has 7 exons. The record is from RefSeq and is a predicted model, not a curated record. Lineage: Eukaryota; Viridiplantae; Streptophyta; Magnoliopsida; Poales; Poaceae.